AUGUUGCCACCACUGAAAACAGGGAAUUUGAAGAAAGAAGAGAAAGCAAUAGACCUGCUUGAAAAGACAAAAUUCGUGAAAUUCCUGUCCGAAGAAGAGGCGAUCUUGCAAUUGCGCUAUUUGCACUGGAUUCUCAAAGGCGUUCUCAGGAUUUAUGAGGAUUAUAUUGUGGACGCGAAAAGGCCGCCGUCAGUGCUUUUUCAAGCCGAAAAAACAUUUUGCGAAUUUCCGAAUGAAUUCCGUUCCAAUUCCUCCUGGGAUCGUUUCAUGGCUUCUCGUCAGCAAUCGCGCCGUCAACAACAAGUGACAACUUCGAAAUCCGGGCUAAGACCAAAGGAGAUUGCCCAGCUGAUGGAAGAAGCCGACAAAUGGGAAUUGAAUCAAGAAACAGUCUUCUGUGAACACUUGAAACAAGCGCUCGAAGCUUUGGUGAAGUCACGUGUUGCGCGAGUCAGGCAAAAACAGGAGAUUCUAGGAGAUUACAGGAAGAAAAAAAAGUCGAACGAGAUGUUCUUCAUAAUGCGUAACAAGAAUCGCAAAACAGAAGUCAUCCUUGCCGAGCGCGCCCGCCGCGACCCCCUUACCAACUGGUCCAAAAUCUUGCGAAAACGAUUUUCGCACGAAGAAUCCGUCAUCUUUCGCCACGAACUAAACCCGCUCGACUCCAUCAGGCUUCCCCUCCUCAGCGCCAAGCUCAAGCUGUGUUUUAUGAUCUUUGUAUCGGAAAUCGACGACCUUCAUUCCAGAAAUCCAAAUAUGAUGGCUGCAAUUUUGCAACGGUACAUCAAGGACAUGCUCAAAAUAACGGAUAAGACGAGUCCAGAAUCUCUUUUACCAGAAAGAUCAAACUUCAGAAGAACACUUUUCUUCGGCUCGAAAAUUUGCCGAACGAUGAUCUGA
Molecule: messenger RNA, 900 nt
Organism: Oikopleura dioica
Lineage: Eukaryota; Metazoa; Chordata; Appendicularia; Copelata; Oikopleuridae
Source: the annotation of a GenBank genome assembly